Messenger RNA from Eupeodes corollae, 4282 nucleotides. Its product is annotated as E3 ubiquitin-protein ligase RNF19B-like. The coding region runs from base 818 to 3184 and encodes 788 amino acids. Lineage: Eukaryota; Metazoa; Arthropoda; Insecta; Diptera; Syrphidae. Gene Ontology annotation, molecular function: ubiquitin protein ligase activity; zinc ion binding; ubiquitin conjugating enzyme binding. Gene Ontology annotation, biological process: ubiquitin-dependent protein catabolic process; positive regulation of proteasomal ubiquitin-dependent protein catabolic process; protein polyubiquitination. The transcript has 10 exons. Gene Ontology annotation, cellular component: cytoplasm; ubiquitin ligase complex. The record is from RefSeq and is a predicted model, not a curated record.
UCAAAAAGUCGUCGAAGAAAAAUUUCAAUAAGAAGUAUUUUUGCUACAAGUUUCGUUUUUAUUUUAUUAUUUUCAAUACAAAAUAAAGAAAAAAUAUAAAUUUAUUCUUCUUCUCGGUUGAUCGUGCGCGGUAUUUGUUGUUUGCUUCGCUUUUGCAAACUAAUGAAAAACUCAAUUAUAAACAAUUCAGAAAAUCAAGUGAAAAAAAAUGUUAAAAUUGUCUUCAAAUAGGACGACAGCAGCUGUGUGAAGAAACUUAAAACCCCCUCAAAUAAAACAAAAAAGAAGAAAAAAAUCUGCUAGCUGCUUCGAGUUCGCGACUACACUCUAGCUAAGCUGCCACCACCGAUUUUCUCAACACAACAAUUUCUUGUCAGAUUUUUAACAACAAAUGCAACGCAUCUUAAAGUAAAAUACAAAAGGCCGCUGUCGUCCUAAAACAAAUACUAUUUCUUCUACUUUAUAACUUCAACUAUUCCUCUUGUCACAUUUUCAAAAAGUUUUCUUUUUAAACCUAAAAAUCUUAAUUUAAAAAAAAUUAAAUCCCUUAAAAAGUUGUGAUCUAAGUGUUAUCGCUUUUAAACAAAUUAUGUUUUUUUGAUCUUAAAAAUAAAACUAAAAUUUUUCAAAACUUCAUAGUGAGAAUAUCAAAUUGUAAUCAAUGUGCUGCUAAACUUAGUGUUCGUGAUAAAAGUAAAUUUAUCAAUAUAUAAAAUAAAUACGUAAACAAAAGAAACAAAAAAAUAAAAAUAAUAAUAUUUAAAAAAAAACUAUUAAAAUAUAUUUAUUAUAAAUAAAAAAGUAUUAUUAUUGCAAAAUGAGUCGCAGUAGCAGAAGGAAUACAUUUACCAGGCCUGGAUUUUCCCUUAGGCGUCUUUUAUUACAAGGAGCACGUGCAGCUCGUGGUAGUCCACGUCUUGGUCAAAGAUCAUGCGAUGUUGAACGUGGUCUUUCUAAAUCAGAGAAGAAAUCUGUUGAAGGUGCAUUCGGAAUGAACGAGAAUAAGAGCAUUCAUGGAGAUAACACAUCUCAACAGUCGUCAACACCACCACCGUACAACAGUGCUUCCAAUUUACAAGGAUCCUCCUCGUCAUCAUCUUCAUCACAACAAAACGCAACAAUCAUCUCACCAUUUAAAGUCGACAAUGGCAAACACUAUUGUCCCAUUUGUUACAUAACAGAAACAUUGGCAAAUCCAUUUUAUAGUCUGGACACUUGUAAGCAUACUGUUUGUCGUGUCUGUCUCGAGCGGUAUUUGAAAAAUGAAAUCAACGAAUCAAGGACUGAUAUAGCUUGCCCUCAAUGUUCAGAGGCAAUGCAUCCAAGUAAUAUUGAAGUCUUGCUUAAAGAUCAUCCCGAAUUCAUAAGUAAAUAUGAAGAUUUUAUGGUUAGAAGAUUUUUAUUAGCAGAUCCAGAUUCAAGAUGGUGUCCAGCACCAGAUUGCAGCUACGCAGUUAUAGCAUCUGGUUGUGCAUCUUGUCCUCGUAUACGUUGCAAACGUCCUGGUUGUGGUGUUAAUUUUUGUUAUCAUUGCAAAGCAGAAUGGCAUCCAGAUCAGACAUGCGAUGCAGCUCGAGCUUCGCGUCAAAGUCCGACUCGUGCACCAUCGGGCAGCAUAAGUCAGGACUCACAGCAUAGAGAUGAUAUAAAGCCGUGUCCACGAUGCCAAGUCCUAAUUGUCAAAAUGGACGAUGGAUCUUGCAAUCACAUGGUGUGUUCAGUUUGUGGAUCGGAAUUCUGUUGGCUGUGUAUGAAAGAAGUCAGUGAUCUUCAUUAUUUGAGUCCAUCGGGUUGUACAUUUUGGGGUAAGAAGCCAUGGUCAAGAAAGAAGAAACUUUUAUGGCAGCUUGGAACGUUAGUUGGCGCUCCUGUUGGGAUAGCUCUUGUUGCUGGCAUUGCAGUUCCCGCUAUGAUUAUUGGAAUUCCCGUUUGGGUUGGAAAGAAACUUCAUGCGAGAUAUAAGACUGCUACAAAACACAAAAGAAAUUGUUCGGUGCUGAUUGGUGUAGCAGCAUCGAUCCUCGUCUCACCAGUUCUAGCUGGUCUCGCAGUCGCCAUUGGUGUUCCAAUUCUCUUAUUUUACGUUUACGGUGUCGUUCCAGUAUCCUUAUGCCGUGCCGGUUGUGGUGUCUCCACCCGUGAUGGCUUCAAAUUUGAUUUCGAUGGUGAGGAAGAAGAAAUCCAAGAAAUUCAAAUGCGCAAUCAAAGUGAUGGGGCAAGUGUUGAUGCUGUCUCAAGAAUUGGAGCUACAAGCAUUGGGGAAGUUAGUUUGAGUGUUGCAAGUGGCAGUCAUAUUGGGGUAUCAAGUCAGACGACGGCUUUUGGUGUAUCGCAUGCAUCGAAUCGUGAGUCGACAACAGCGCUAGCUGGUAGCAUAACCGGUCAUAGGUUAGAAGUUCAAGCCGAUGUAAGUUCAUCGGAAACUGCUUCAGCUGUAACGUGUGUAAGUGAGAAAUCUGGUAAUACGCUGAAUGAUACUGCCUCGACCAAGGCUCUGGCCGGCUCUAUACUUAGUUAUAAACAGCAAAUGGACUCUUCAAAUGUUAGUGAAGAUGGCGUUUCGGAACGAGUACGUUUUGAUAAUACAGUUUGCUAUGUUAUCGAUGGAAAGAGAGACUGUUCAGAUGUUUGGUAUACAGCGCCAUUAGAUCAGGAUCCUGGAGCAGACAAAGCCAGUGUCGGUAGUAGUCGUUCAUUUCGCAGCUCGGAACGUUCAUACCGCGAAGAAGUAGAUCCAAAUAAUUCAGCAUCAACUGGGAAGCGUCUGGCUUUAUUCAAUUCACGACAUGCCAAACUAAAUGCAGCUACACAUCGAACUUUAUCCCUAGACUCAAAUACAGGAUCAAAUAAUAUACCCGAAAAUGUUAGUCUGGAACAACAAGCUGAAGAAGAAGAUAAAGCUGCUUCAUCGGUUCCUGAUAUUUCAACACACAAUAAAACACCCACCAAAACAGCAACUACAACAGCAACUUCUGGUUCCCCUCCCAAAUCCUCAUCCUCCUCUGCAUCCUCUUCCUCAUCCAACACAAAGAACUCAACACGAACAUCGAUUCUUAGAAAUUUGUUCUUUGCUCAAAAAGAUAAUCACAACAAUGCCAAUAUAAAUAAUAAUAAUAAUUGCAACACUAACAACAGAAGCAACAAAUCAAAUAAGGAUCAUGUAGAUGGCGAAAGUAAAGCAUAAAAUUAAAUAAAUAAAUAUUAUAAUAAAUGUAUGAAAUCUAAUGAAGAAAACAAAAAUAUUACAAUUCACACUCUCUCGAGAUACAAACAAAUAAAAAACAAAAUAAACAUGCUUCAGUAGAUGUUGUUGAUGUAAUAAAUAGAUAGAUUUGAAUUCAAUUUUUAUUAUAAAUUAAUAACUAUUGUGUCUAAUCGUUCAGUAAACAUACCUACACUACUAUUAUACUCAAAAAAUGUUCUUCAACACUCUUCUUAAAAACUAUGUAAAACUUUUUCACCUUGAAAUUCUUUAAAAUUUUAAACUUAUUUGUUCUUUAUGUUAUCCAAGUUUUCUUAAAAUUCCUUAUCCAUGGCAUUUUUUUCUUUUGUUAUUGAUUUUUAAUUUACUUUUCGCUUUAAGAUAUUUCUUAAAAUUGUUUUGUUUCUUUUUUAAGCAAAACAAACAUUCUAUGUGCCAAAACUUAAUCAAGAAAAACAUUCAGUUUAAAUUUUUGCAUCCUGCAGAAAGCAACGUUUAAUUUUUUAUUUAAUGUUCUUAAGACUGAAAUUAAAAAAACAAAAAAAAACUUAAAGGUUACCCAUUAUGUGUUGAGUCCCCCAAAAACUAAAUCGACUCUCAGAACGAUGUUAAAACAAAUUUCUUUGUACACCGUUUUUAUUGUUAAAGUUUGUUUAUAUUUUUUUUGAGGAGAAUAAUACAGCUAAAAAUAUUGUUCUUACAUAAAGUUGUGUUUAAAACGCGCAAUUUUUGGAAAAAAUAAAACGUAAAAUAAAAGUUGUAUUUAAGAUAUAUGAUAUAUUGUCGCUGUGUUUAUGUAUCUAUUGCAUAAGUUGAUCAAACAAAAAGAAAUGAAAAUUCAAUUCACAUAUUAUUAAAAAAAAUAUUAAUUAUUAUUAUUAUUAAUUCUUCAAUGGAAAAAAACCUGAAUUUCAAAUGUGAUUUUAGUUGGAAUCGAAUUACAAAUGUAAGAAAAACAAAUGCAUUAUUAAAAAAAGCAUUGCUUAGUUAGUUCUUUUGUUUAAUAAAUAAAUAAGUAAUAAUACGUAUUAAAGAGAUAACAAAAAAACCACAAACACACAACAGCUUUUUGAAACACUU